GGUAGUGAGUAGAAUUCUGAUAGUAACGAUGGAACUAGUUGGCGACCAAACGACAUGGCUUGCAUGGCUUCAUGUGAUUUUCACUUCAUCACUAGUCACCACAACUUUUUAUUACAGACAGAGUGAAGUGGUCCUCAACAAAAGAAGAAUAAUGGUUAUAGCAUAUAGUCCCAUUCACAUGCAGAGUGACAAUUCCUUAGUAGGGUUGGUGCUACUGCAGUGUUAUUAUCAAAAUACUCACAAGUCAAAUUUGUUGGAGAUGGGAGUUGUAACUGUUGGUGAAUUGAAGCCUAGUAUUUCUCAAGGGAAAAGGACCUUUCGUCCAAGUUCAAGCAUAAGACAUGCCAAUGAAUGGCCAAUAUCUGAAGUCUCUAGUGAUCUUACUAUUGAAGUAGGAGACUCAAGCUUUCCACUUCACAAGUUUCCUCUAGUUUCUAGGAGUGGAAGAAUCAGAAAACUGCUGCUAGAAGCAAAAGAUUCAAAGGUUUCACGCAUAAGUCUCCAAAAUGUGCCUGGUGGUAUAGAUGCAUUUGAGCUAGCAGCUAAAUUCUGCUAUGGAAUAAAUGUUGAAUUCACUCUCUCAAAUGUUGCCAAGCUACGUUGCAUAGCGCAUUUUCUAGAAAUGACUGAAGAAUUUGCUGAGAAGAACUUGGAGACUAGAGCUGAAUCAUAUCUAAAAGAGUCAGUGCUACCAAGCAUACAAAACAGCAUAAGUGUUCUUCACCAUUGUGAGACUCUUCUCCCAAUUUCAGAAGAAAUUAACCUUGUUAGCAGGUUAAUCAAUUCAGUUGCAAACAAUGCAUGCAAACAACAACUUACCUCUGGAUUGCUAAAACUUGAUCAUACCUUAAAUUCUAAGACAAUCUCAAACAUGGAACCAGAAACUCCCUCAGAUUGGUGGGGGAAAUCUUUCAAUGUUCUUGGCCUUGAUUUUUUCCAAAGAGUAAUUUCUGUGUUGAAAUCAAAGGGACUAAAACAAGAUAUGAUCAGUAAGAUUUUGAUAAACUAUGCACAUAGUUCACUACAGGGGAUUGCUCUUAUUAGGGAUCCUCAAGUUGUUAAAGGGAGUUUACUUGACUUGGAAGUAAAGAAAAAACAAAGGGUGGUUGUUGAAGCCAUAGUUGGAUUACUCCCUAAUCAAUCAAGGAAGAGCCAGGUUCCAAUGGCAUUCUUAUCAUUCCUGUUGAAGGCUGCUAUCGCGGCUGGGGCCCCAACUUCUUGCAGGUGUGAUUUGGAGAGGCGAAUCGGCCUACAACUCGACCAGGCAAUCCUAGAAGACAUACUAAUUCCGGCUAACUCACUUCAGAACACACACAGCACAAUAUAUGACACAGAUUCAAUCUUGAGGAUUUUCUCAAUUUUCCUUAACCUUGAUGAGGAGGACGAUGAUGAUGAUAAUGAUGGUGGCUGCUUCAGAGAUGAAAGCCAAAUGGUGUACGACUUCGACAGCCCCGGAUCGCCAAAACAAAGCUCAAUCCUCAAGGUAUCUAAACUGAUGGACAACUAUCUUGCUGAAGUAGCAUUAGACUCAAACUUGUUGCCAUCAAAAUUCACAGCACUUGCAGAACUACUCCCAGAUCAUGCACGCAUAGUGAGUGAUGGACUCUAUAGAGCAGUUGAUAUCUUCCUAAAGGUUCAUCCAAAUAUAAAGGAUUCAGAGAGGUACCGGUUAUGCAAAAGCAUAGAUUGCCAGAAACUGUCCCAAGAAGCAUGCAGCCAUGCAGCACAGAACGAGAGGCUGCCGGUGCAAAUGGCGGUUCAAGUGCUUUACUUCGAGCAAAUGAGACUGCGAAACGCGAUGAACGGCGGAGGACACCACCACAGCAACAGCUUCUUGUUCGGCGGGCAUUUCCCUCAGCGGACGGGAAGCGGUGCCGGAAGCGGCGCCAUGUCGCCGAGGGAUAACUACGCGUCGGUUCGAAGGGAGAAUCGAGAGCUGAAGCUGGAGGUAGCGAGAAUGAGGAUGAGGCUGACUGAUUUGGAGAAAGACCAUGUUUCCAUGAAACAGGAGCUUGUGAAGUCACAAUACCCCGCUAACAAGCUUUUCAAAUCUUUCACGAAGAAACUAAGCAAACUCAAUUCUCUCUUUCGUUUAAGCACUAGUACUUUUAAGCAAUCAUCGUUUGGUGCCAGUAAUAAUAAUGCCAAAGGUAUCGCUCAUUCAGAAACUCAUCGCUUUCCUUUUCCAAAAAGAAGACGCCACUCAGUUUCAUGACUGCAAUGUAUAUAGUAUGCAUAAAUCAUCAUUUUCUAAUUUCUCUCUCUUACUUCUCCUUCAUGUUGCUGCUUUUUAGUGAUGGGUUUGUUAGUAAUUCUUACAAUUCUGGAAUACGAUUUUAAGUAUAUGGAAGAU
Messenger RNA from Arachis stenosperma, 2353 nucleotides. Its product is annotated as BTB/POZ domain-containing protein At1g03010-like. Gene Ontology annotation, molecular function: protein binding. The record is from RefSeq and is a predicted model, not a curated record. The transcript is spliced from 6 exons. Lineage: Eukaryota; Viridiplantae; Streptophyta; Magnoliopsida; Fabales; Fabaceae. The coding region runs from base 29 to 2215 and encodes 728 amino acids.